AUGUUAAUAAACUGUGCUUUUGCUUUACUUGUCAGUUACAAAGGUCCAUUGUUAGAUGAGGGAGCGCUGGCACAGGCAGUCUCUCGUGGAGCCAGUUCCCCUGAAUUCACCAAACUCUGUGCUUGGUUGGUAUCCGAGUUACGGCUGUUCUGUAAACUAGAGGAAAAUGUGCAGGCAACUAACAGUCCAAAUGAAGCAGAAGAAUUUCAGCUGGAAAUGAGUGGCUUGCUGGCUGAAAUGAACUGUCCCUAUGCCUCGCUGACAUCCGGAGACGUCACAAAACGCCUUCAUAAUCAAAAGAACUGUCUGUUGCUGCUUACAUACCUCAUCUCAGAACUGGAAGCUGCCAGAAUGCUGUGUGUGAAUGCCCCUCCUAAAAAAGCACAGGAAGGAGGUGGCAGUGAAGUCUUUCAGGAGCUAAAAGGCAUAUGUAUUGCUUUAGGCAUGUCCAAGCCUCCAGCCAACAUAACGAUGUUCCAGUUCUUCAGUGGAAUUGAAAAAAAACUGAAGGAAACCCUAGCGAAGGUUCCACCUAAUCAUGUUGGAAAACCUUUAUUGAAGAAGCAGCUGGGACCAGCUCACUGGGAAAAAAUUGAAGCAAUUAAUCAAGCCAUAGUCAACGAGUACGAAGUCCGAAGAAAACUGUUAGUCAAGCGUUUGGAUGUUACUGUGCAGUCUUUUGGCUGGUCAGAUAGAGCUAAGAGUCAAACAGAAAAACUGGCUAAAGUCUACCAGCCAAAACGUGCCCUCUUAUCUACUAAGUGCACUAUUUCCGUUGCUCAUCUCUUGGCGGCUCGGCAGGAUCUGUCCAAGAUUAUGAGAACAAGCAGUGGCUCCAUCCGAGAGAAGACUGCAUGUGCCAUUAAUAAGGUGCUAAUGGGCAGAGUGCCUGACAGGGGAGGAAGGCCCAAUGAAAUUGAACCGCCCCCUCCUGAGAUGCCACCGUGGCAGAAAAGACCAGAGGCCGGCCCACAACAAGGCGGUGGCAGGGGAGGAAGAGGUGGCUACGAGUCCUCAUAUGGAGGGCGAGGGGGUUAUGACCAUGGGGGUCACGACCGAGGAGGAAGAGGAGGCUAUGACUCAUAUGGAGGGCGAGGAGGUCAUGAACAAGGAGGCCACGAUCGAGGGGGCCGAGGAGGACGUGGUGGUUAUGAUCACGGUGGCAGAGGAGGCGGAAGAGGAAACAAGCUUCAAGGAGGUUGGACAGAUGGUGGAGGUGGUGGCUACCAGGAUGGCAGCUACAGGGAGAGCAACUACAGAGAUGCAGGUUUCCAAACAGGUGGCUACCACAGUGGUGGCGGCGGUGGCUACCAAGGAGGAGGCUAUGGUGGUUACCAGUCAUCUUCAUAUUCAGGAAGUGGGUACCAGGGUGGUGGUGGCGGUGGCUACCAGCAAGACAACAGAUAUCAAGAUGGUGGGUCCCACGGUGACCGAGGAGGUGGGCGUGGAGGAGGAAGGGGUGGCCGUGGUGGUCGUGGUGGCCGUGGAGGUCAAGGAGGAGGUUGGGGGGGCAGAGGUGGACAGAACUUUAAUCAAGGGGGGCAGUUUGAGCAGCACUUCCAGCAUGGAGGUUAUCAGUAUAAUCAAUCUGGCUUUGGACAAGGAAGACACUUCACAAGCUGAGGCUGCUAAAAACUUUUGCUUCAGCAGAGCUCACGUAAUAGAAACCUGGUUUCAGAGGCAUGGCUUAAUUACUGCUUGAAUUAGUACAGGUUUGUACUUGGCAGGUAGAAUUUCUUUGGGUGGGAUAUUUUGCCAUAAGCAAAGUACAACUCUUUCUGUAGACCUCUUCUCCCAUCCCCAGCCUGUCUGAAUUAAACGCAUCAUCACUGCCCACUGCACCCUAAACAUCUUUUAGAUGUUGGACUGGUUCACUCUGCUCAAAACACUUCUGUGUUUGCCUUCUGCUUUGAUUUAGAGAAAUAUCAAGACCUGGUUAACUGUCUGUUACAAUGCACAGCAGAACUUCUGCAUUUUUUCCCCCUAGUGGUUGUUCUAAAGCCAGUUCUGAAUAUUGCUUUUUGGCUUGCUGGCCUCUGGUUUUAUUCCCAAAGACGUUGCACGCGCAUCCGCGCACGCACGGGGAAGUUCCUCCAGCAAACAGGGCUGGUGUCUGUUACCUGAGCUCUGCUGUGGGUGCCAUGUCCAGUAGCCUUACCUGCCGCUAAACAGUUUUCCCCCUGCUCAACAAUGAAGACUGACCGCCGCCAAAAUCUGCAAAGAUCAUUUAAAACCAAGCUAAUUUGUGAACCGAUAGUACGUGUGGGCCUGUAGUUAGGUGUAGCGAUUCAAACUGACCUGCUUCCAUCCAAAACAAGUUGCUCCUCCUCCAAACCUAAUUUUUUACUUGAAAUCAGCUAGAAGAGAUGACAAACUGAAAUUUAUUUAGUUUGCAAGUUAAUACCACUGGCUCAGCAAAUCUAGGGCAAUUUGUUUUGGUGGUUGUCUUUUUAAAGAAAUGCACUACGGCCUGGGAAGAUUAGUUCCUGCCCAGAGGAAGCCCUUUUAUUAUUGCUGCAGAAAACAAAGCCUGGCUGAGUUUGAUGUUCUGAUGUUUUGGGUUUGUUUUUUUUUUUUCUUUACUGAAAUCCACAUAAUGCUUCUUGCUGGGUUUUUUGUGUACAUAAACGUUGUCAAGCUGUGAAAGAAAAUGGCUGAAGGUGUGCUGUUGUAUAAAAGGUGAGCAAUAAAAGUGUCUGUAUGUUC
Messenger RNA from Merops nubicus (carmine bee-eater), 2706 nucleotides. It is a transcript of the gene TSLIG3A, whose product is annotated as family with sequence similarity 98, member A. The transcript is spliced from 7 exons. Lineage: Eukaryota; Metazoa; Chordata; Aves; Coraciiformes; Meropidae. Bases 1 to 1623 code for a protein of 540 amino acids. Gene Ontology annotation, cellular component: tRNA-splicing ligase complex. The record is from RefSeq and is a predicted model, not a curated record.